This is a messenger RNA of Klebsormidium nitens, 2565 nucleotides long. NCBI's taxonomy places the organism in Eukaryota, Viridiplantae, Streptophyta, Klebsormidiophyceae, Klebsormidiales, Klebsormidiaceae. The record is from the annotation of a GenBank genome assembly.
CAUCCUGCCAAUGCCGGCUUUAUCGGGCAGCGCUAGCAAGCUGAGCCUUCGCUCGAGAAGAGAGUUGCCUGGUUCAGUGGUUGGAACGCCAAGUGGCAACUCCAGGUUUGCAGCAACAGCCCAUCCAAGGGUGAGCCGCUAAUUAGCCCUGCCCUCGGGAGCUACGAGCAUGGCUCCUCCUCGUGAAGGAGCGCUGGCGCCCUCUUCUCCAGCUGAUCUUGACGAUGCUCUGCGCAAGCUGCACGUUGCCUCGGUGGACCUCCCGGUGUCGAAGCUCGAGUGCAGGACUGCGUGGGAUGGCUUGACGGAGCAGGAGAAGCAGUACGCCCACUUCUUUGCCACUGCAGCAUGGGCGGGGGCCAAGAUCUGUGCAGUGCAGCUCUCACAGGAGAGCGCUCCGCUGGGGCAGCUGCUGCUGCUGCUGUUCUCGGGGCAGUCCGUGGCAGAGCUCAAGGCAAGGAGCAUGGGUGCUGGGGUCAGCGAGGAAGAGUGGAAGGCGUUUGUCGCAUACGCAGCAGCCGUCUUUGCAAAUCUGGGCAACUACCUCAGCUUUGGCGACAGCAAGAUCAUCCCGGGCUUGCCCAGCGCACAGCUGGAGCGCAUCCUGGCACAGGCCGCGCUGCAGGAUUCUGAUCGGGAGCAUCUGCAACAACUUUGGUCCCAGUACGGCGCCAAGGCCUACUCGUUGGAACCAGGCGAGCGUGCGCUGGGCCUGGCUCCCGAUGGCAUCAGCUGCUACUACUCGCCGGGCAUCCAAAAGGCGGAGAUCGACGCCGUGCAGGGUUGGAUGUCCCAGGCGGGAAUUGAGGCGUGGAACACGCGCAUCUUCCGCCGCGACACGCCCGCAGGCGCGCUCCCCGAGUACGACCUGCGCAUCGCCUCGGCGCACACCCGGCCCGUCGAGUCGCAUUCCCUACAGGGCGGCGGUGUGGUGCACGUGGUAUACGGCGACCACUGUGAGGAGCUGCGCGUGCUGGUGGACGCCCUGAAGCAGGCCUUGCCGCACGCUGCCAACGACAACCAAAAGCAGAUGCUCCACGAGUACAUCCGGCACUUUGAGACGGGCGACAUCGGCGCCCACAAGGACUCGCAGCGCUGCUGGAUCAAGGACCAGGGGCCCGUUGUGGAGACCAACAUCGGGUUCAUUGAGAACUAUCGCGAUCCGGUUGGGUCCUGUGCCGAGUUCGAGGGUUUCGUGGCGGUGGUCAACAAGGAACAGAGCGCCAAGUUCGGCGCGCUCGUCGCGGCCGCGCCUGCGCUGCUGCCCACGCUGCCCUGGCCGCGCGAGUUCGAGAAGGACGCCUUCCGCAAGCCAGACUUCACCUCCCUCGAGGUUGUGGCGUUCGCCAACGGCGGCAUCCCCGCGGGCAUCAACAUCCCCAACUACGACGACCUGCGGCAGCACGACGGCUUCAAGAAUGUGUCGCUGGGCAACGUGCUGGCCGCCAAGGACAGCGACGACCGCGUCCCGUUUCUACAAGACGCCGACCAGCAGCUGUGGAAGGAGUUCAAGGGAAAGGCCUUCGAGGUACAGGUGGGCUGCCACGAGUUGCUGGGGCACGGGUCGGGCAAGCUGUUCCACCGGGGCAGUGACGGCGUCUUCGACUUUCCGCACGGCAGCCUGGCAAACCCGGAGACGGGCGCCCCCGUGGCCAGCUGGUACGAGGCGGGCCAGAGCUGGGACAGCGUGUUCGGCGCCAUCAGCAGCAGCUACGAGGAGUGCCGCGCCGAGUGCGUCGGCAUCUUCCUCGCGGCGAACGAGCAGGUGUUGUCCAUUUUCGGGCACGAGGGGCAGGAGGCGGGCGAUGUGAUGUACGUCAACUGGCUGCUCAUGGCGCGCGGGGGCCUGCUCGCGCUCGAGAUGUACACCCCCGAGACGCGCGCGUGGCGGCAGGCGCACAUGCAGGCGCGGUUUGCCAUUCUGAACGUUUUCCUGCGGGCCACGCAGCGGGACACCUCGCCGGGGGACCCCUUCGUGCAGGUCAAGUGGGUGGGCGACAACGACGCGGUGGUCGUUCUGAACCGCGCCAAAAUCGCAUCGGUGGGCGUCCCCGCGGUGGGCGCGUUCCUGCGGCAGCUGCAGGUGUUCAAGGCCACCGCUGACAUCGGCCGUGGCGGGGCGCUCUACGCCGACCUUACUACAGUCUCUCCCGACUUUCUGCAGCUGCGCCGAGUGGUCAUGGAGCAGAAGAAGCCGCGCCCCGUCUUCUGCCAGGCGCACACUGUGCUGGACGAAAGCGCUCCAGGGGGAGUCCGCCUGCUCGAGUUUGACGCCUCCCACGAGGGGCUCAUUGAGUCCAGCGUUGCACGCUUUGGAAAAGUGUUCUGAUACCAUUCCCCCUCAGGCAUGUGCCUGCGUGAUCAGAUCAGCGCCGAUGGAGUUCGAGCCGCUAGCCUUGAGUUGACCCAAGUCGGACGUUGGUGACUACGACAAUAAAAUCGAGCCAUGCAGCCCCCAAUGUCGAUCAUUGUCAUGCAUUGUGCAAUCUUCGGCAAAUCAAUUUUCGACCGAUACCCGCACAAUCCCAAUCGUCCCGCUCAUUGGGCUUGCAUCAAUAGCGGCAA